Messenger RNA from Dracunculus medinensis (Guinea worm), 2271 nucleotides. Lineage: Eukaryota; Metazoa; Nematoda; Chromadorea; Rhabditida; Dracunculidae. The record is from the annotation of a GenBank genome assembly.
AUGGGGACAGUGGUGUUGGUUUCAUUAACUGAACUGUCUAUAAUUCUAAUUAUUUAUAACAGUGCAAAAAUAUCAAAUGCGAAGCUUAUUGGUAUUGAUAAUCCGCACGGUAAUGGAUUCUCGCCAAUUAUUCCGAAGUCGAAUGUUCGUUAUUUUUCACCGCCGGAUAUUCCACUGCCAGACUUUAAUUACUUGAAAGUAUAUUCGCAGCAAAAUAGCGAUAAAAAAAUAAAAAUUGAGAGGCUUAGGGCACCGAAGAUCAGAUUCACUAUCCGGAAUCUUGGUCCCAAUAAAUCGCGUGAAGUAACAAAAAUUAAUAUUGAUGAGAAUGGGUUUUAUGGAAACGAAAGCUAUGAAACUUAUGAAGAAGACAAAAAAAAAGCACCAAAGAUACAGAAGCUCCAGUUGAUUUCCUCUGAUAUAAAUGAGGCUCUUUCAACAAGUUUGGAGCAUGCAAAACCUCAGGUGAAGGCGAAAUCUACUUAUAGCAAUGCAAAGGUUCAGUUUACGUCAGUACAACGGCUACUAAGCAAAUCAUCAGAAAUUGAUUUGAAAUAUGCAACUUCAAAGGAAAACAACGUAUAUACAAUUAAGGGAUCUAAACCUUACAUUACAACUUCAGCACCAAAAGUGGUAAGUGAGCUAAUUUUCCCGGUUCAUGAAUAUGGAAGCGAAUCAUUUGCAACAUUUAAACUUGAAGAAAAACCUUAUACUCAACCGUCUUCAUUAAAGCAAAUUCUAAUCCAAACUAAGACAUUUGAAAAGUAUGAACCAGAUCUACAAUCUUCUCAACAAGUGGACUAUGAAUCUUCAGAAUCGACGAUUUGCUUAUAUCAUUCAAUUGCUAUAAAACAUAGGAAAAAAUGGAAACUAAGUGAUGAAUCCUCAUUUGAUUUACUGUACUAUGGUAAAGAAUCGAAUGCAAAGUCUGGUUACGAAUACACAACCACACGAAACGUGAAGAACUCGCAAGUUACCGAAGCAAUGCCGCAGAUGCUAUAUGAACAUAGCAUAAUGCCUGAUUCAAAGUAUCCCGAAUUAGUGCCCUCUCCAAAGUUUGCAUCCGAUAUAGUAAUCCCAUAUACUAUAUCACCGGAAGGCCAACGUUACGAAAAUAUAUAUCCUCCAAUAUUAGAAGAUCCAUCUGCAGCUUCUGAAUAUCCAUUGGGUUUUUCGCUCAGUCCGAUUACAUUUGGCACAAUUGAGCCAGCCCUUUAUCCAAGUGCGUUAAAAUUACCACCAACACCACAAGUAAUUUCACCUUCUAAGCAAAACAACACAUUGCUUCAAACUUCAACAGCUAAGCACAUUGGGUAUCAGCAAAGAUUUUAUACAAUAUCGCCACAAAGUGCUCUCCUUACAGAGAGACCACAAGCAACUUUAAUACGGUUACCGGAUAAUUUAGAUGGUUAUUUGGAAUCAAGUUUAAGAUCGCCUGAUGAUGGCGCAGAGAAGCUCGAGGUUUUGCCUGAACGAAUCGGUGCCUUGGGAGAAUCACUAUCAAAAAUUGACGAACCAUAUGAAAGCGAGACAAUUGCACUGGUCGAUGAUAAUCGAAAUUUAUAUCGUGGUGAAGGAGGUGUUACGGAAGGAAAUAAGGUUACCAAAACUGGGGAAUCUUAUCAGAUAAUACCAAAUGAAGGUUCGGAACAUCCUUACGAAAAAAACAGUACAAAUAUUCUUCGAAAAAGAAUAAGUAAUAUUCUGCCACAAAAAGUUGAACCAUCGUUAAUAAUAAAGGAGCCGAUGAAUGAAGACGAAACGGAACGGAAAAGGAACAGUCAAUCUAUACAACCUCCUCCUUCAAACAUUGGUCGUCAACUCCCAUCCAUUGGCCAAUCGGCUCAACCGUAUCCAUUCAGCGAGACAUCUCGAGGCUUUAAUUUUCAAUUGGAACCACCGCAACAACAGAUUUAUAAUAAUGGCCCACAAUUGCCACCCAUAUCGAAUUAUUUGCCUUCUAUUUAUCCUAGAUCAUCACAUUUGCCAGACACUAAUACGAAUAUACCGUAUGCUAUGCCAUCUCUUCAUACACAAUUAUUGCCUUCGACGGGUUCAUCAUGCAUACCAACUCAUGGUACUCAAUGUGCACCUCCAGUCUCAUCUUCCUGCCCAUGCCCAUCUGCUUACACCUUACAGACUUUACCAAUACUAUCUUUAUGCCUUCCCCAGUGUCCACUCUACGGUUGUUGUUGUUGUCCAUCAAUGCUUCCUAAUUUGUGUAAACGGCGAAAACGAUCAAUUGGAUACCUUUUAGGUUUGUGUAAUUGA